AUGCGAGACAUCAAAGUAUCUCGAGUUGAUGUUUCGCUGGGGUGCAAUAGUCUGGCUUGGUCGGCGGAUGGAGAUCUGGCCAUAGGCUCGGUUGGAAAUGUGACGAUAUUUAUACCUGUUCUUGAGGCUACCAACGGCUUCCACCGCACUGCAACAGUUUCGUUUGACCAGCUACCUGCAGGAGAUCAUCCCACGACCGAGAUGUCGAUUUAUGGAUCAGGAAUCCAAACGUUUGCGUCUGAAAUCGCAUGGUCGCCUAGUGGCAUAUCUAAGAGCCGCAGAUGCGUUUUGGCAGUACUGGUUAGCACAGGAAACGCGUAUCUUUUUACAAACUGUCGGCCAGCCAUGGAGGCGGAUUGGAGACUGAAAGUGGCAGUAUCUGAGCUAGUACCCGAUAAAGUUCACUCAAUUGCUUGGUCUCCUGUGGAUGGUGAUAAUUGGGGUCGGUGUAGGCUUGCUCUGGGCUGUCAAUCUGGACUUGUGCACGUCCUCUUAGUAGAGAAUGGCGAAACGCGUAUUGACUCACAGAUAAAUGUACCCGGACUCGAUACAAUUACGUCUAUGGCAUGGAGUGAGCAGGGUCUUGCAAUUGCAGAUACAAACAAUGCUGUUGUUUUGGUCAAAACAGAAACAAGCUCGACUGCAGAAGCCCCGUCAGUUAUCCUUGAUCGAUCUCGAUUCAAAGUAACAGAUUUGGCCUGGGUGGACGGAAAACUGUUAGUUUCACAAGCUGGCAAGGUAACUGUCACUGGAGGCUGGAAGAAAAACGAGUUCGAAGUGGGGUUCGCUACCAGUGUGGGGGUAGUUGGAGUAGGAGAUAGCUGGGCCAUUUUCGGAGCCCAUGGCGAGGUUUAUACCAAGGGUUCAGCAUUUAAUAUCGGCUCAAAAGCCGUAUCAACUUAUGGUGUCGCUGUUCACCCGAACAACCAGUAUGUGGCUGUUUUAUAUGACUCCAAGACGGACAAGGGACUACGAUACCCAAUUCUUUCUUCGAGUCAUGCCAAAAUCCAUUUUUACCCGUUGAAAACCAAACUAGAUCUUAGGUCCUCAACUAAAGGAUCUCCAGUCAUUGAUUGGGUGUUUAUGGAUGAAUCACUAGAGCUAAAGCCCAGGAAGCUCUCUGUUCCCAAGGGCUCACUGGACGUGGCUCUGACUGUCUUGUCCAGAUCUGAGGGCUUGGAUGUACUCAGAUACAAGUUGCACUUUGGAGACAAAGAUGCCGAAGCCACGAUCAGACAGACUUUAGCCGGUACGGUGCUUGGAUCGUUUUUCAGAGACCAAAGCGGCCUCCCCGAUCUAGACCGGGCGAUAUUAUGGUCCAUGUCGCAGUUCUGCAAAACCAAACCGAAAACCACCAAUCUUGGAACGUCAGUUAUUGAAAUAAAGGGCGACUUCUUCACCGAGUCGUUCGAUUUCGCUGAUGCUACCGACCCAGAUGCAAUCCAGUCGCUCGGGGGACGCCGCUGGCGGCGAUGCUCUUUGACUUUAUUGCCUGUUUUGACUCAGAACACUUUGGUGUCCAGUGGAGGUGACUAUACCAAGCUAGAUCCAAGAUAUUUUGAUGAAGGGUCGUUGGGUAAAACGAUUCUAUAG
Molecule: messenger RNA, 1593 nt
Organism: Wickerhamiella sorbophila
Lineage: Eukaryota; Fungi; Ascomycota; Dipodascomycetes; Dipodascales; Trichomonascaceae
Product: Transcription factor tau subunit
Exons: 2
Coding region: 1-1593 (530 amino acids)
Biological process (GO): transcription initiation at RNA polymerase III promoter
Cellular component (GO): transcription factor TFIIIC complex
Molecular function (GO): protein binding; histone acetyltransferase activity
Source: RefSeq, a predicted model, not a curated record